This is a messenger RNA of Elgaria multicarinata webbii, 2127 nucleotides long. RefSeq names its product apurinic/apyrimidinic endodeoxyribonuclease 2 (gene APEX2). Gene Ontology annotation, molecular function: DNA binding; phosphoric diester hydrolase activity; DNA-(apurinic or apyrimidinic site) endonuclease activity. Gene Ontology annotation, biological process: base-excision repair. The coding region runs from base 14 to 1606 and encodes 530 amino acids. The record is from RefSeq and is a predicted model, not a curated record. The transcript is spliced from 6 exons. NCBI's taxonomy places the organism in Eukaryota, Metazoa, Chordata, Lepidosauria, Squamata, Anguidae. Gene Ontology annotation, cellular component: nucleus.
CCCUUUGGUUGGGAUGAGGCUGUUGAGUUGGAACGUGAACGGGCUCCGGGCUGGGGCGGGAUCUGCAGGGCUGAGGCUGCUGCUGGAUUCGUUGGGAGCGGAUGUCAUCUGUCUGCAGGAGACCAAGAUUACUCGGGACCUGCUGGAGGAGCCGUUGGCUAUAGUAGAGGGCUAUAGCUCUUACUUCAGCUUCAGUCACACUCGCAGUGGCUACUCAGGAGUUGCAACCUUCUGUAAGAACAGUGCCACCCCAGAGGCAGCUGAGGAAGGCCUCUCAGGGCUGCUCACCAAGCAUGAUGGCGCGGUCGGUUGCUAUGGAAACACAUGCGACUUCACACCUGAGGAGCUACAGGCACUGGACAGUGAGGGCCGGGCUGUGAUCACUCGCCAUCGUAUUUCCACUUCGGAACAGCAGGAGACCACCCUGACAGUCAUCAAUGUGUACUGCCCUCGUGCUGACCCUGAAAAGCCAGAACGUGGGGUCUUCAAGCUGCGAUUCUGCCAUCUCCUUCAAGCGCGGGCUGAGGCUCUCCUUAGAGCUGGCGGCCACGUGGUUAUCCUGGGAGACAUCAACACUGCACACAAGCCCAUCGAUCACUGUGACCCAGGAGAACUGAAAUCCUUUCAGGAGCAUCCCGGGCGCCGCUGGCUGGACAGUUUCCUCUGGGAGCCGGGCAAGGAUUUCCAGAACAGCAAGCUCUUUGUCGACACGUUCCGCUUUCUGCACCCUGAUCGGGAAGACGCCUACACCUGCUGGUGCAACGUCACGGGGUCCCGACAGCUCAACUACGGCACCCGCAUCGACUACAUCCUGGCUGAUGGCGCUCUGGCAUCAUCGGAGCUGAAGGACGCCCAGCUCCUGCCGGAAGUGUGGGGCUCUGACCACUGCCCUGUACAGGCGGUGCUGAAAAGCGUCUGCCUGGCUGCUCCCCGCUGCCCACCCCUCUGCACCCGCUUCCUGCCCGAGUUUGCUGGCACCCAGCAGAAACUCAGCCGCUUCCUGGUGAAAGUGGAGCGGACUGGCCUGCUGGAGAAGAGCCAGAAGCGAAGCGAGGCUGAGCACCGUGCUGAGUGGGGCUCCAAGAAGAGACGGACUGGCCCGCUGCAGAAGGGGCAAGGGGAUUUGCGCAGCUUCUUCAAAACGGGAAACCUCAGGGCUGGAGACAGUGAUGGUGCCAAGUGCCGAGCGGACAUGAGUGUGGUAGAGAGGACAGUAGAGGAUUCUGGGAAAGAAACUGACACUGCGGAAAGGCCAGCUAACUCAAGCGGGGUGAAGGAAGUUGCUGGCGUGAGCUGGGCGCACGUGAGGAGUUUGAGAAAGGAGCCUGUGGUAGGUCUGACUGGUGGGAAAGCUAUGAAUGGUGGGGAGGAUGCAGUUCUCUCCAGGCCAAAUCAGUCUGCUGCCUUAUGGAAGUCCCUGCUGUCGGGCCCUGCUCAGCCACCUCCUUGCAAGGCCCAUGGGGAGCCCUGUGUCGUUCGGACAGUGAAGAAACCAGGCCCAAAUUGUGGGCGGCGGUUUUACGUCUGUGCCCGGCCUCUGGGGAAGGCCUCCGAUCCAAGAUCCCGCUGCGACUUUUUCCUGUGGGCCAGUCGGGGGAAUCCGUGAAUUAGGAGGUGAACUAAAAUGAGGGGAAGUCAAGUCUUCCAUGACUCCCAAACUAGAAAGACAUGCUCGACUUUGGUUGGUUUGGAUCACUGUUGGCCCACCUCCUGAGAAAGAAGGGGCCAUCCUCUGUGGCCGGUCGAGGCUCAGGCUCAAUGCCGGGUUCUCGGAGCGCUUUGGCCAGGAAUUUCUGUGGGCUUCCCCCUUGUUGGAGUGGUCCUCUGGAAACUUUUUCACACUAGAACAGUGUGCGGCUCACCUUGGACCACUCGCAAGUUCUGCAGGCCCUGAUGCCAGAGGAAAGCAGUGCUAAUUAAGCGGCAAGAAUUUCAACGAUGAAUCUGAUAGAUGCAGAGGCUCUCCAGCAGUUGCUCUUGCUGCAAGUUGACGUUCUCUUCUUUUCCCUACAUGCUCUGGCAUUUUUUAUAUAUAAGAAAAAUGAAAUGCCAUUGCUAGCAAAUGACUUCUCCCUCUUUUGGGGUGGGGGUGGGAGAAGAGAGAAGGAUCUUUUCUACUUUGUUAAA